Aphanomyces astaci is the source of this 974-nucleotide messenger RNA. RefSeq lists its product as hypothetical. NCBI's taxonomy places the organism in Eukaryota, Oomycota, Saprolegniomycetes, Saprolegniales, Verrucalvaceae. The coding region runs from base 1 to 873 and encodes 290 amino acids. The transcript is spliced from 2 exons. The record is from RefSeq and is a predicted model, not a curated record.
AUGGAGGCAGCGCUUCGAACCAUCGCCCAAGUGGAGCGAGGCCCGGACCAUCAUGGCUUGACGCUCCUCAUCAUUGACCCUCAGAUCGACUUCCAUCCUGGUGGAAGUCUUGCGAUCCCGACUGCCAAUGAGGAUGCCGUGCGUACCGCAGCGUUCAUUCGUGCGCAUACCAAGGAGAUCAGCCAAAUCAUCAUCACGCUGGACUCGCACCAACGGCAGCACAUUGCCCACGGUGUGUUCUGGCAAGACGAACAUGGUGUGAGCCCGUCUCCAUUCACGCUGAUCCUAUCGUCGGAUGUCGCCAGCGGCAAGUGGAAGCCACGAUCCCCGGAACUCCAAGAGUACGCGUACGAAUACACAAAAGCGCUUGAACAAGGAGGGCGUUUCCAGCUGUGCAUCUGGCCCGAACAUUGCAUCAUCGGCACCCCCGGCCAAGCCAUCGUGGACUCCAUUCACAGCGCAGCAUUGGAAUGGUCGGUCCUGACUCGUCGUCCCAUCCACUACGUGAACAAGGGCAGCAACUGCUUCACGGAAAGUUACUCGGCCCUGCGUGCAGAUAUUGAACUCCCCCAUGACCCGUCGACGUCGUUGAACGUUCCGCUGGUCGAGUCGUUGAAGAAGUCGAACGCGGUCGUCGUCUGCGGCCAAGCACGGUCCCAUUGCGUCAACUUCACGGUGCGCGAUCUCAUCAACGUAUGGCCCACCGAGCGAGCCAGUGACAUUGUUGUGCUCUUGGACUGCACGUCCAACGUCCCCGGGUUCGAGUCCAGCGGCCAAGCCUUCGUCGACGACAUGGGAGCCAAGGGGGUGCGGUUUAUUCAGACGACCACCGACGACGCUUUCCUCCCUGCCGCACCACCUCGUGUCGUUUAGGUCGCUCUGCUUUUCAAGAUAAUCCGCCACUGCUAUGACCACCGCCGUAGACUAACAUUGUAAACGAGCGAUUUAAUUCAGUACCCCAAAUUCAUUUCACG